UGGCAGGAGCAGCUGCUUGGCACCUGAGGGGCAACGGGCCCCUCAAGGGGACACCAGCCACUCAGCUGAGCCGGACUUGAGGUUGAUUUGUGUUUGUGGAGUUUCAGAGACAUAUCUGUGAGGGGCACGGAGAGAGGAAGUGCCUUGCCAGAGGCUCACAGGUGUGAGGACUGUCUUAGAGGACUCUGACUUACACUCCUCCUGGGCACGGAAACCCCCACCAGCAGCAUCGGACCCACUCCUCUGAAUCAACCAGGCUGCCUAGAGUUGGGAAGACCUAACUGAGGGGACAGAUGGCUUCGACUGCUCUUGAACUUCUGGGCAUGACUCUGGCUGUGCUGGGCUGGCUGGGGACCCUGGUGUCCUGCGCCCUGCCCCUGUGGAAGGUGACCGCCUUCAUCGGCAACAGCAUCGUGGUGGCCCAGGUGGUGUGGGAGGGGCUGUGGAUGUCCUGCGUGGUGCAGAGCACGGGCCAGAUGCAGUGCAAGGUGUACGACUCGCUGCUGGCGCUGCCUCAGGACCUGCAGGCUGCCCGAGCCCUCUGCGUCAUCGCCCUCCUGCUGGCAUUGCUUGGCCUGCUGGUGGCCAUCACGGGCGCCCAGUGCACCACCUGUGUGGAGGACGAAGGCACCAAGGCCCGCAUUGUGCUCACUGCGGGGGUCAUCCUGCUCCUCUCGGGCAUCCUGGUGCUCAUCCCCGUGUGCUGGACGGCCCACGCCAUCAUCCAGGACUUCUACAACCCCCUGGUGGCCGAGGCCCUCAAGCGGGAGCUGGGAGCCUCCCUCUACCUGGGCUGGGCGGCAUCUGCCCUGCUUAUGUUGGGUGGGGGCCUCCUGUGCUGCACCUGCCCCCCGCCCCAGCUCGAGCGGCCCCGGGGACCGAGGCUGGGCUACUCCAUUCCCUCCCGCUCGGGUGCAUCUGGGCUGGACAAGAGGGACUACGUGUGAGGUCAAUGUCCCUGGAAGCCUGUUGCUUAGAACUUUGAACUUGUGCUGGAUGCCCUGCUCUAACCCUUGCCUCCUACUGUCAACCCCUCCCCCCAGGUGAAACCCACUUUCCAGAUGCCGGAGCCCGCCCUGGCUGGAGGGCCAGUCUCAGUGGGCCUGGCUGAGUCUAGACCCUUCUUGGUGGGGUCCCCACCUCCACCCAGGCAGGGUACCCUGGCCUGCCGCUGCUUCCCGUUUCUCUCUUCUGCUGUGCGGGAUUCAGGCUGGCCCUCCUCUUCCUCUUAGCGCCCCCCCUGCCCCCAGAACCUGGGCCUCACCCAAAGGGCAGUGGCUUCUUAUGCCCUCCCUGGCCUGGAGUGGGUCCCUUCUCA
Messenger RNA from Hippopotamus amphibius kiboko, 1318 nucleotides. RefSeq names its product claudin 9 (gene CLDN9). NCBI's taxonomy places the organism in Eukaryota, Metazoa, Chordata, Mammalia, Artiodactyla, Hippopotamidae. Gene Ontology annotation, cellular component: plasma membrane; bicellular tight junction. Gene Ontology annotation, biological process: cell adhesion; bicellular tight junction assembly. The coding region runs from base 294 to 947 and encodes 217 amino acids. Gene Ontology annotation, molecular function: structural molecule activity. The transcript has a single exon. The record is from RefSeq and is a predicted model, not a curated record.